AUGGGACUCUUCAGCGGCUUUUGCUGCUGUCUCCCCCGCUCUUCUGCCCCUACUCAGGACAUGGUAGAGCAAAGCCCCGCUCGGCCAGUACCUCUUCAGAGCGGACAAAAUGACCAGUCCCAGGACCAUACUCACAGCGGCACUCCCAAUGGAAUGGUCGCUUAUACUGGCAAUCUGAAUAUCAGGGACUAUCAGGGAUACACGCCUACCAUCCCACUUCCUCGGUAUACGCCUCGUCCCAUGAGUAUCCGGGAAAAGACCAUUGAGGGGCACAUGCGAUCUUCUUCGCCAGAGUUGGGGGUGAGAGCAGAAUCAGAUACAAGUGCAUCAUCCGACGAAAAACAAAGAUAUCUCUACGAGUACGACCAUCGGGACUCCCGCGACGGAGGCCUCACAGCCGACGACGUCUCCUCAGCAUUCUCCUUCCAGAGCAGUUACGGUAACACCUCCACUGCGACGCGGGAGACCCCGCCUCCGCCGUAUUCAGCGGGUGUCUCGCCUACGCCGUAUUCAGCGGGUGUCUCGCCUACGCCGUCGAGGAGGACGACUGUGUCUGUCUCAUCUGCGAUGUUGCGACAGCAGCAGAUGGUGAAUAUUGCGCAGCCGCAGCCGGUGUUUCAGCGGCCGGAAUGGAUGAUUAGGAGUCCGAGGUGUAGUGUUGAUAUUGGCGAGGAGGUUGAGGUGAGGAGGUUCUCGUGGGAGAGUCGGUAG
This is a messenger RNA of Aspergillus chevalieri, 711 nucleotides long. RefSeq lists its product as uncharacterized. The transcript has a single exon. The coding region runs from base 1 to 711 and encodes 236 amino acids. The record is from RefSeq and is a predicted model, not a curated record. Lineage: Eukaryota; Fungi; Ascomycota; Eurotiomycetes; Eurotiales; Aspergillaceae.